AUGAAAAGGGAAGUGAACUCAGAAAUAGCCGAUGCGUUGGCCAUUGACUACGGACUGAAGCAUUUCGAGACGAGUGCUAAAGAGAAUAUAAAUCUCGAAAAGGCUUUCUUUCAGAUUUCUAAAGACAUCUAUAAUGAGAAAUGUUUGAGAGGUGAGGAAAAUGGUGUUACAUUACCACAAGCCGAAGUGAAAAAAGGCAAGACCUACCGGUGCUGUCAAGUCAAUAUUAAUUUAUAAAUUAAUAUUUAUAUUU
Messenger RNA from Oppiella nova, 253 nucleotides. Lineage: Eukaryota; Metazoa; Arthropoda; Arachnida; Sarcoptiformes; Oppiidae. The record is from the annotation of a GenBank genome assembly.